UUGUGAUUUUAUUGUCAAUUUAUAUCCCGAUAUUAUUUUGAAAGCACAUACUCAGAAAAAUGUUGUUACAAAGGUUAUCUAGUAUUUUCCGAUGCAAACAGCAACCAGUUUUUACAUACUUACGACCGUUUCGUGCUCGGUUAUACGCAUCCUCUUCUAUCAGUAGCACAACAAUUGCACCGGAAGACCCAAUAGAAGAUGAACAACAACCGAUAACUUUUAUAGACGACGAAAACCUGCAAGCUGACAGGGAAGCUCAAAUUGAAAAACUACGUAACAAAUCUCGUUUGUUACCCCAGCACCGUAACAUGUUGCACGGUCAACUUCCAUACGAAGAGUCUCAGUCUUGGAUCCACGAUACGGUUAAGUACAAACGCAUGAUGCUGGGUCGAUACGGUACUGAGGGUAGUAAAGUGGAUCCACGAAUAUCUUUUCCAACAAAACGAGAAAUGUUGGAAAAAUCUGAGUACGAAAGGGUGGCAUUUCCCUUUUCCCUGCAAGAAAUGAUGGUUGCUAAUCAGAAGGCCAGGAAUGAUAAAACUGCUCGCAUCCGAGCUCGCGAAGUCGAUAUUGCCAAAAAAAUAGAAAAACUUGACCAAUGGACGGCGGAUUUGAAUGCUCGUAUUGCUAAGAAAGAAGCUGAUGCGAAAGCAGCCAAAGAGCGCAAGGAGAGAUUAGUAGAAGAAGUUCGGCGUCACUUUGGAUUCAAGGUUGAUCCAAGGGAGGAGCGCUUCCAAGAAAUGCUAGCGCAGAAGGAGAAAGAAGAUCGUAAGAAAGUAAAGGAAGCCAAGCGAAAGGAAAAAGAAGAAAAAAUGAUGGAAAAAUUGAAGAAACGUACCGAGGAUAUACAGAAUGAUGAAAAAAAUGAUUGAAGAACAAGUAAAAUUUAAUCAGUUUUUGAGUCAGUAUCUUCUUUAUUUAAAGCUUCCUACAGGUUAAAUAGAUUGCAAUAGUAAAUUUUUCUUAGUAUUUGGUUCAACGUUGCCCUUCAGGAUUUGUGGCUCCCGAAAUAAGCACCAAAAUCACUACAGGAACUAUGUACAUCCACUAGAAUAAAAUAUGUUAAAUUUUCAAAGUAAAAUUUAAAA
Malaya genurostris is the source of this 1088-nucleotide messenger RNA. It is a transcript of the gene CRIF, whose product is annotated as large ribosomal subunit protein mL64. The record is from RefSeq and is a predicted model, not a curated record. The transcript is spliced from 2 exons. Gene Ontology annotation, cellular component: nucleus. NCBI's taxonomy places the organism in Eukaryota, Metazoa, Arthropoda, Insecta, Diptera, Culicidae. The coding region runs from base 60 to 872 and encodes 270 amino acids.